Messenger RNA from Paramecium tetraurelia, 1994 nucleotides. RefSeq lists its product as uncharacterized. The record is from RefSeq and is a predicted model, not a curated record. The transcript is spliced from 5 exons. Lineage: Eukaryota; Ciliophora; Oligohymenophorea; Peniculida; Parameciidae.
AUGUAAAAUUUAUACGAAAUAGCAGUAAGUAGAGCUAGUGAUGCCGAUGAGAGGAUCAAUUAUUGGCGUGAACAAAGUGAAUUCGUUGAUUGGAUAGAGAAGCCAAAGGAAAUCUUGACAAAAAUAAAUGAUUAUUUUUAUCAAUGGUUUAGAGAUGGGAAAUUGAAUUUUUGUUAUAAUGCAUUGGAUAAGCAUUUGGUGUAGAGGGGAAAUCAAGUGGCUUUAUAUUGGGAAAGCAAUAUGGUUCACAAUAGUUUGCAAUACACAUUCAACGAAUUGCAUGAUCAUGUAUCUCGAUUGAGCGGCGUCUAUCGUCAAUUUGGAGUUUCAAAAGGCGAUAGAGUGAUAAUCUAUAUGCCUAUGAUUCCCGAGGCAGUAUUCGCAAUGCUGGCAUGUUCAAGAAUAGGAGCAAUUCACUCUGUGGUUUUUGGAGGGUUUUCUGCUUUGGAAUUAAGUGGAAGAAUCAAAGACUGUAAACCAACCUUAAUAAUAACUGCCUCAUGUGGAUUAGAAGUCAACAAGAUAGUGGAUUACAAGGUGAUGCUCGAUGAAGCAAUCUAAUUAGCAAACCACACUCCAAUUUGUUUGAUAGUCCAAAGACCAACCAAAUAAUGCAGCAUGGUGAUUGGAAGAGACUUCGAUUACUACACAGCUAUGAAAUUUGCCAAUCCCGUUGAGUGUGUCGAAGUGGAAAGCACUCAUCCCCUCUACAUACUCUACACUUCUGGUACCACUGGAUAACCAAAAGGCAUCUAACGUGACACUGGAGGAACUGUUGUUGCAUUGUUGUGGACAAUGAGACACAUCUUAGGAUUGAAAGCAGGCGAUGUGUACUUCUCUAUGGCAGACAUAGGAUGGGUAACUGGACAUUCUUUCACUGUCUAUGGUCCACUCUUAUAAGGAUGCUCGAUUGUUUUGUAUGAAGGCAAACCAGUCUAGACUCCAGAUCCAGGAGCUAUCUGGAGAAUAAUUGAGAAACAUAAAGUGGUUGGAUUCUACACUGCUCCUACUGCUUUGAGAGCUAUGAGGAAGGAAGAUCCCAAUGGAGAUUGGAUCAGAAAAUCCAAUAUUUCUAGUUUAAAAAGCAUCUCAAUGGCUGGAGAGAGAUGUGACAUCCCUACCUAUAAUUGGAUUCAAAGCAAUACUGGUGUAUUAAUUAAUGAUCAUUAUUGGCAAACUGAAACUGGAUGGAUCAUCUCUUGUAAUUUCAUGGAUCUACACACCUUCCCUUCCAAACCUGGCAGUGCCACUAAACCUUCUCCUGGAUUUGUCAUUAAAAUCAUGGAUAAUGAAAAUAAAGAGCUUGAAACUGGCUAAAUGGGAAGAAUCUGUGUCAGAUUGCCCAUGCCCCCAAGUUUCAUGCAGACUCUAUACAACAAUGACGAAGCCUUCAUCCAAAAGUAUCUCGCUGAUACUCCAGGAUAUUAUACUGCUGGAGAUGCUGGCUACUUUGAUUAGGAUGGAUAUCUCCAUAUCAUGACUAGAAUUGAUGACAUCAUCAAUACAGCUGGACAUAGAUUAAGCACUGCUGCCAUGGAGGAGGUUCUUCUUAAACACAAGGAUAUUGUUGAAGCUGCAGUUGUUGCCAAGUUGGAUGACUUAAGAGGUGAAAUCCCUGUUGGACUUAUUGUCAUUAAAUAGGGACAUGAUGUUCAAGCAUCCAUUUUAGAAAAAGAACUUGUUACUAUGAUUCGACAUGAUAUUGGACCCUUAGCUUGUUUCUAAAGUGCUAUUAUCGUAGAAAAGUUGCCUAAAACUAGAAGUGGAAAAGUACUUAGAGGCACUCUUAAGGCCAUUGUCAAUGGAUUGCAAUAUAAGAUGCCUGCCACUAUUGAAGAUGACUCUGUCUUAGAUAAAAUCAAAUUGAACUGUCUCAAUUAUGGAAAAGGAAUGGGAUAAUAUUGUAAUUUAGACUUUGGAAAUAAAGACAUCUAUGUCGAAGAGUGAAUUAUUUAUCAAUACAUAUAAUUUUAUUAUUAAUUUUUCUUAACUGA